CCGGGCAUGUGCUGAAUGUGCAGUUUGGCAAGCCCGCCGGCCCCGGCAUGGAGGAGCAGCCCAAGGCCACGUUCUCUUUCGGCGCGCCGUCCGCAUCGAAGGUCGACACCGCGCCCAAGGCCUUUGACUUCGGUGCCAACACGUCGAAGUCAGGCGAGACAUCUGCUACUACCGCGUCCAAGCCCUUCGACUUUGGUGCUUCAGCGCCCGCCGCCCCUACUACUAACGCAUCGCAGUCGUCCUUUAGCUUUGGAGCUUCGUCCGCUCCAACGGCCAAGCCGACUGAGACGCCCAUGGCUUCGCCGUUUUCCUUCGGCGCCCCUACUGCUCCAGCCGCGGACAAGGCGCCCGAGGCACCGAAGUCAGCGCCGUUCAGCUUCGGCGCGCCGUCCGCUACGGCCGAUGACAAGCCCUCUGAGCCCGCGAAGGCACCUUUCUCAUUCGGCGCUCCUUCAGCUCCCCCUGCAAACAAGCCCGCUGAACCCAAGACCGGCUUUUCCUUUAGCUCGGGCAGCUCUGCUACCGCGCCGACGGAGGCGCCAAAGCCUUUCUCGUUUGGUGCUCCCUCGACCACUGCCCCAGCUGGGGCUUCCAACGGCGACAAGCCCGGCUUUUCUUUCGGCGCGCAGUCUUCUACUCCUGCUGCCGGCUCCGGGUUCGGUACCCCCGGCGCCUCGGGGAACACGGGCUUCAACUUUGGCGGAGAGAAGAAGGCCGACACGCCCACUCCGCAGGCCGCGCCAGGGUCUACCUCGACCUUCUCAUUCGGCAACAGCUCGGCUCCUCCUGCCAGCGCAGGUUUUGGCGCUGCCAAUACAAACGGUGACGCGAACAAGCCUUUCAGCUUUGGUAACACGUCGAGCACUCCUGCUCCGGCUGCGGGCUUCAACUUUGGCUCCAACUCGUCUGCUUCCACCAUGGGCACUACCGCUCCUACUGGCUUCGGCGCGUCCGUGACCUCGCCAACAACCGGAACCGGAACGGGCGGGUUCGGGGUGUCGUCUCCCGCUACAGGCUUUGGUUCUGCGUCCACCUCGAGUGCUAAUCAGACGAGUAAGCCGGCCUUCUCCUUCGGCAACAGCUCCGCUGCACCCGCCGCAAGCGGGUUUGGUAGCACCAACUCGGGCUUUGGCUCCACCCCAGCAGCAUCGUCUGGCUUUGGCGCCCCCGCCCCGGCAUCGGGCGGUUUCAACUUCGGCUCGACUGGUAACAACUCAAGACCGGGCUCCUCUUCUGCCGCACCGACAUUCAACUUUGGCGCGACCUCGGGCACGUCUACGCCCACAGGCGCGGCUCCCACUUCUGGGUUCCAGUUCGGCGCGCCAGCGGCCUCGUCAUCGACCAACGCACCUUUCCAGUUUGGCACACCUUCCGCUACCCCGGCCGCCCCCGCUUUUGGUAGCAACCCUGCGCCCGGAUCUACAUUCGCUUUCGGCGCACCUGCAUCCGCCGCCAGCGCACGCUUUGGCUCCCCCGCACCCGGAGCUGGGGCGCCUGCCGAGGGAUUUAGCAUGGGCAUCGGGACUGAGACCCCUGGAUCGCCUGGCGGCAGGAAGAUCAAACCUCUCCGUCGCGGCGCAGUUAAGCGCUAAUACAAGUCGACGUUAGAAGUAUAUUGGCAUUGUAGUCUGUCCAUUGCAUGCAUCAACUCUCGAGUGCGAGCAUUCUUGGUGGUACAGGAUUGUGCUGUUAGGGCCUGGGAAUAGGUCCGGCAUGGUCAUCCAUACAGUGGCACCUGCC
This is a messenger RNA of Cutaneotrichosporon oleaginosum, 1740 nucleotides long. RefSeq lists its product as uncharacterized. Lineage: Eukaryota; Fungi; Basidiomycota; Tremellomycetes; Trichosporonales; Trichosporonaceae. The record is from RefSeq and is a predicted model, not a curated record.